CUGAAUAAGAUUGUUAUUAAAUCGGCCAAACAUCUGUAUUUAUACCACCUCUCUCCAUUGUCCCAAAACACAUUUACACAUUCUUUCUCACUCAACAAACACGCAUUAGUAUUUCAAAAAGAAAUUCGAUAAUAAUGUCUAGCAGAAGAUCGAGGCAACCAUCAACGAGGAUCACCGAUGAUCAGAUCAUACAACUACUCGCGAAGUUGCAACAACUUCUUCCAGAGAUUGGUAAUCAUCGUUCAAACAAGGCAUCGGCUUCAAAAGUGUUACAGGAGACUUGCAACUACGUUAGAAGCUUGCACAGGGAGGUUGACGAUCUUAGCGACCGAUUGUCACAGUUAUUGUCCACCAUCGAUUCUCAGAGCCCUGAAGCUGCAAUUAUUCAAAGUUUACUCAUGUAAUUUGUAUCUAAUUUAUUUUGUAUUUCGUCAUAAACUAAUAUUAUAUAUUUUAACGUUUGUACUUAGAUAUGUGAGAUUUAAUAUAUUAUUAUUGUAAUAUUUAAUCUUGUAACCAUUAUAAUCAUUUAUAUUAUAUGGAUCAAA
This is a messenger RNA of Helianthus annuus (common sunflower), 548 nucleotides long. Its product is annotated as transcription factor PRE5. Gene Ontology annotation, biological process: regulation of growth; regulation of DNA-templated transcription. Gene Ontology annotation, molecular function: protein dimerization activity. The transcript is spliced from 2 exons. NCBI's taxonomy places the organism in Eukaryota, Viridiplantae, Streptophyta, Magnoliopsida, Asterales, Asteraceae. The coding region runs from base 135 to 404 and encodes 89 amino acids. The record is from RefSeq and is a predicted model, not a curated record.